Messenger RNA from Peromyscus maniculatus bairdii (prairie deer mouse), 1954 nucleotides. RefSeq names its product interferon induced protein with tetratricopeptide repeats 3 (gene Ifit3). The record is from RefSeq and is a predicted model, not a curated record. NCBI's taxonomy places the organism in Eukaryota, Metazoa, Chordata, Mammalia, Rodentia, Cricetidae. Gene Ontology annotation, biological process: defense response to virus. Gene Ontology annotation, cellular component: cytosol. Gene Ontology annotation, molecular function: protein binding.
GCUGGUGCUCACCAGCCCCCUCCCCAUCGCCCCUUUAUAUAGUCCUGUGAGCAUCCACCUGAGGUGGACUGAAAUUUCUGAACUGCUCAGCCCACACCCAGCUUUUCCCGGCAGCACAGAAGCAGAUCACCAUCAUGAGUGAGGUCACCAGGAACUCUCUGGAAAAAAUCCUUCCGCAGCUCAAGUGCCAUUUCACCUGGAACUUAUUCAGGGAAGGAAGUAUCUCAACUCACAUGGAAGAAAGAGUGCGUAACCAGAUUGAAUUUCUAAACUCUGAGUACAAAGCGACAAUGUACAACUUAUUGGCCUAUGUAAAACACCUAGAUGGUGAAAACGAGGCAGCCCUGAAGUGCUUAGCACAAGCUGAAGACUUCCUGAAGCCAAAGCAGGAUGAUCAAGCAGAAAUUAGACGUCUGGUCAUCUGGGGAAACUAUGCUUGGGUCUACUAUCACAUGGGCCGGCUCUCAGAAGCUCAGGCUUAUGUUGACAAGGUGAAACAGGUUUGCAAGAAGUUUGCAAAUCCUUACAGCAUGGAAUGUCCGGAACUUGACUGUGAGGAAGGAUGGACGCGCCUAAAGUGUGGAAGGAACGAAAGAGCUAAAAUGUGUUUCGAAAAGGCUCUAGAAGAGAAGCCUAGUGAUCCAGAGUGCUCGUCUGGGCUUGCGAUUGCCAUGUACCGUCUAGAAGAAAAGCCCGAGAAGCAGUACCCUGUCGAUGCCCUGAAGCAGGCCAUGGAGCUGAAUUCUAAGAACCAGUAUGUCAAAGUUCUCUUGGCCCUGAAACUGCAGAAGAUAAGAGAAGCAGCUGAGGGGGAGCGAUUGAUUAAAGAUGCCCUGAGAGAAGCUCCUAAUCAAACAGAUGUCUUGCAAAAAGCAGCCCAGUUUUACAAGAAAAAGGGUAACCAAGACAGAGCUAACGAACUCCUUGUAAGAGCACUGGGAUCCACAGCACACAACAGUUCCCUCUACUGCUUAGUCAUGUGCAGUUACAGGGAAAAACUGGAACAAUUGCAGAACACAGGAGAUGCUGAAAGCAGUGACAGCAGAGAGAAGAUGGAAGAACUGAGAAGAUUAACGAUGGAGUACAUGCACCGGGCUCUUGAGAGGAGGCGAAGUCCUUUGAACUCCUACUCAGAUCUCAUCGAUUCCCCGGAAGUAGAACGAUGCUAUCAGUUGGUCUUCAGCAAGGAGAGCCCUCGUGCUGAGGAACAACAGCUCUACCAGCGUUAUUGUGACCUCCAGGAGUAUCACCGGAAGUCUGAAGACCUGGCUGCCCUGAAGGUUUUACUGCAGUUUCACAGAAACAAACAAUCCAUUGAGAAGGAAGAGCUAACACAGCAAGCAUAGGCUGCAGACGAAAACCUGUAGCAGUAAAAUGUGCCAGAUUCUUGGCAACUCCGGGGAAUAAAUCAAAAGCUGGGUGGGGGGACACUCUUUAGGGCCACAGGCAGCCUUUUCUAGACAGCAUCUGAGCCUGAGGACAACAGGAAGUGUGCCAGUGUGCAGGCGCUCAGCUCUGCACUGUGAGAGAAGUGUGCCUUGGAGUGGUACCAACCAGGUGGGAGGUGCAGGAGCCCUCCACACCUGGUCGUGUUGCUGAGCAGGCUGCUCUCGCUGAAUUGCGUUAACAAACACUUUUAAAGAGCUGCUUUCUCUUCCCGAUUCCCCCGUCCAUUUCAGCUAUAUAAUUUCCCAGUCAGCAGGUCUUAUCACUAAUCACCCAGGGAAACUGGACUCCAGGCUCACACACCACUUUUCGAUCACUAUUAAUAUAUGCAAAUUUAGUCUUAUUUCUUCAUUCCAGUUGAAUGCAGCAAUCUAAGCCUGAAGGAUUAGCUUUUGCCUAACCUUAUUCUUUUAUUCCACCACGUGUUUGUGUGUAUUCCUGACAAAGAUUCUAUGGUGAACAUGUAUGACAAACUGAAAUGCAUUUAUAAUAAAUCUAAAAGUUUCAA